GUUGGUCUGUGUGGAAGAGAGGAGCUGUAUUUCUUUCCACUGCUUUUAAAGAACAUCCCAGAGAUUACACUGAACCAUGAGUGAGAGGCAAGGAUCAGGGGCAAUGGGUGGCAACAGCAAAAACUCUGGAGGACAAGAUGCUUCCAAAAAGGAUGCUCCCGAGGACUUUGAUAUCGACAUGGACGCCCCUGAAACUGAGAAGGCAGCUGUCGCCAUCCAAUCACAGUACAGGAAGUUCCAGAAGAAGAAGCAUGAUGACAAGUCCUAAUGGCUGUGGAGGAGAAGACCCAACUUCUGUCCACCGGAAUGGUGUGGUGUGAUGAUACUGCAUGUGAUAGAAUGUCAUUAUGUUUGGGACUCAAGGAAGGAGUAAGGACUGAAAAAAGGAAAGAUGCAACCUCUCAAGCACUGACAUGUUUCAUUAUGUAUUUUAUUAAUUAAUUAAUCAAUCAAUAAGUCUAUCAAUCAAUAUUGGAGCAAUGCCAAACAAGAACCAUUUUGGUUCUAAAAGUACCUUUUAAUGGAUGGUUGCUUUGCAAUGUUUAAACCAUCGUAUUAAAGGUUCUAUAGAGAACAAAAAGUGGUUCUUGUAUGACUUUUCUCCAAAUAAUUUAAGGAUUGUUUAUUUUUGGGUUGUAUUAUUGUAUUUUUUGCUUACUGCUGCUUCGAUAUAUUUUAGAAAUGUAGUGUUAUAAAUUCAACUAGAUGCAUCCAAAAUAUCUGUUCAAGAGGAUACCACUACUUUUUAAGCUUGAGGUCGCCAUGCAAUGCAGAUUUCUUGAAAGUCUGUUUGUAGGCUGUGUAAAAAUGCAUCUAUUUCUCUUUCUGUAACUGUGUCAUGCUAAUGAAAGAGGACAGAGUGGAGUAAAUAGUGUGUAACACUCUGUUCUACUUCUCAGAGGACCUUUAGAUACUUUGUAUCCAUAAAUAAUUCACUGCAUUAAUGUGCUGUUUACUGAAUUCCACAUUCACUGGUUUGAUACAGCAGAUUGCAUUAAAACUGAAGAUGAAAGGACUGAUUUUGUUUUUAUUUCUUGAUAUUUGUUUCAGGAUAAAAAUGAAGUCUAUGAAUAAACAUACAUGCAUCUUUGAAA
This is a messenger RNA of Astyanax mexicanus (Mexican tetra), 1094 nucleotides long. It is a transcript of the gene pcp4b, whose product is annotated as Purkinje cell protein 4b. Gene Ontology annotation, cellular component: cytoplasm. The record is from RefSeq and is a predicted model, not a curated record. Lineage: Eukaryota; Metazoa; Chordata; Actinopteri; Characiformes; Acestrorhamphidae. Gene Ontology annotation, molecular function: calcium ion binding; calmodulin binding. The coding region runs from base 77 to 268 and encodes 63 amino acids. The transcript is spliced from 3 exons.